GCAACAAAAUACAGUCUCAUGGAUGAUCGAUUCAAGAUUACUGUACUCGUAGUGCAGUUUGCUGUUUUAGAAAGUUUGAUUGUUUACCUUGUUGUUUUUCUCCGUCUUAAUUUCUUCCAAAAUCAUAAAACCGUUUAAAACAAUUCUGCGACCUUUUAUCAUUCGUUACCCUUAGUGUCCUUACAGUAAUACGGUUAGAGCUUCUUAGCUGGAUUGUGUUGGCUGUGUGUUUGUGGGAAACUCGAAGAGACAACACUUGGCUACAGCUUUUAGCGAAUCACAGCAUUACAACUAGCUGCUAGCAUCAUGUCUGUUGCUGGUUUGAAAGAUACAGUUACAGACCUCUUCUCGGGGAACCCAUUUGCCACCGAAGUGGGACAUAGGAUCGAACAAGCGACAGAUCCAAAAUUGGGAGCCGAAAACUGGGCCCUCUUUAUGGAAAUAUGCGACCUUGUCAACGAAAACGAAGAAUCGGCAAAAGAUGCUGCCAGAGCCAUUAAAAAGAGACUUAACAAUACUGUGCAAACCAAGGAUUUCGAGGCGACUCUGCUAACUUUAACGGUGUUGGAAACGUGUGUCAAAAACUGUGGAAAGCGUUUCCAUGUUCUUAUCUGCAGCAAAGACUACAUUUCGGAGAUUGUCAAACUUAUUGGGCCAAAAUUCGAGCCACCGGUGAUUCUGCAGGAGCGGGUGCUGGGAUUAAUACAGAACUGGGCAGAGACUUUUCGCAAUUCUCCAGACCUGCAUGGUGUUACUGAAGUGUAUAACGAGUUGAAAGGUAAAGGCGUGGAAUUCCCGGUGUUAGAUCUGGAAACCAUGGCCCCGAUAAUUACGCCACAGCGGACCGUUGCCCCACAACCACAGACCGUUCAAACACCGCGCAGGACGUCGCUCAAUACGCAACAGCAACAACAAAUGCAACCGCAAGGCCCGCAGCAAACCCGACUCCAAGAAAGUGCAGCAGUAUCGUUCAGUGCUGGACCGGUCAAUAUGACGCCCGAACAACUGGCUAAACUGCGAGGAGAAGUGGAUAUUGUUAAAAGCAACAUGCAGGUCUUUUCGGAAAUGUUGGGUGAAAUGAAACCAGGCCAAGAAGAACCCGAGGAUCUGCAGUUACUUAUGGAUCUCCAUACGACAUUGCGUUCUAUGCAGGAUCGCGUCGUCCAGUUGCUGACUUCGGUUAGCAACGAGGAAGUGACCGGAGAGUUGCUGGUCGUGAACGACGAGAUGAAUGCUUUAUUCAUGCGGUAUGAGCGCUACGAACGCCAGCGCAAAGGAGCAUCCUCUGUGCAGUCCCGUGCGUUGCCGCAGCCUCCGCAGCAGUCUUUUGAACCAUCCACGCUUAUUGACUUUGCGGAAGGCAACAGGAGCCAGUUGAAUGACAUGCAGAACCAGAUGAGCUCAAUGGCGAUUGGAAGAAAACCACAGCCGCAACCGCCGGCAACAGAUCAAGAUCCGGCUGCUGAUUUUGGUGCUUUCGCUCAGAGCCGAGUUGCUGUUCAUUCCCAACAAGCCACAACACCCACACCAACGUCCGAGUUGCCUAAAGACACUGAGUUGGAAGAAAUGGAACACUGGCUAAAAUCACAGCCCGAGCAGGCAGCUCGCGGUCCUUCACAAGCUCCAGAACGCCCAACUUUGACCAGUGCGGAGUUUGACCGAUUCCUUGAGUCCCGUGUGGCCGCGGCUGAACAACUUCCCAGCAUUAAUACAAAUAACAGAGCCACGAGUGAACAAGCCCCGAAGCACGAAACCUCCCACCUUUUGGAUUCGUAAUUCAAAUAUUGGAUCAGCGAGUCUGACUCUGGUUGCAGUAAUUAUUCAAGUAUCAGUUCUAUUUCUGUAAUUAAUUUGAUGACCCGUAUGUGUGUUUUGCUCGAUAUCUUUCAGUUUUGCCCGUUGCCGCUUGGUAGAUUAAUUAUCUUCAAUUUUUACCAUGUUUUAAUUAUUUUGACAACUUGGUCUAGACAUUUCACUGCUCUUCCCUUUUUAUCGUUUGCACAUUGGCAGCUCUGAAUUUCUGGCUCGUGACUGAAGAAAAUGUAGAUGUUUUUUAUUCCUAAUUCUUGCUAAAUUCCGGUUUUCCGAUUUCUCUACUGCACCAUGCAUCCUAGAUGAUUCUUUUACCUACGCUAUCGCGAUUGUGAAUACCAAUAAAACAAGCUUGCACUA
Paramacrobiotus metropolitanus is the source of this 2172-nucleotide messenger RNA. Its product is annotated as TOM1-like protein 2. Gene Ontology annotation, molecular function: phosphatidylinositol binding; clathrin binding; ubiquitin binding. NCBI's taxonomy places the organism in Eukaryota, Metazoa, Tardigrada, Eutardigrada, Parachela, Macrobiotidae. Gene Ontology annotation, biological process: signal transduction. Gene Ontology annotation, cellular component: membrane; endosome. The transcript has 11 exons. The record is from RefSeq and is a predicted model, not a curated record. Bases 307 to 1776 code for a protein of 489 amino acids.